ACUCCCACGAUAAUCGAAUCAAACAUUACAUAAGCAAAACUUUGCCAAAUCAUUACCGUACUACUGUGCUAGGCAAGCGUCGGACUCGUACGCCAUGGACGGGGUAAAAGCUGCUAAGAGACGCAAAAUCACAGAUAAAUCCGUCCCAAAUGCUCUUGCGCAGCUUCCAGAGUUCGCUGAGGACUCACACAUGUACCGAAGCUUGCUAGAGAUGGAAAAGAGGCUCGACUGGACAAUGAACCGGAAAAAGGUAGAAGUCCAAGACGCAUUGGCGCGCAAUCCGACUACUGCGCGCACACUGCGGCUAUUUUUGAGCCAUACGGUCUCUGGGCAGCUGUGGCAAGCUGGCGAAGCUGGUGCCGAGGGCGUGAACUUUGAGACGGGGCAGGGAAUUCCAGCCUGGUCUCUGAAGGUUGAGGGGCGACUAUUAGAGCUUCCCAACCAACGUGCGCGGGACAGGGUUUCUCCUCCAAAAUUCUCCACUCUCAUCAAACGAAUGAUCGUUGAGCUUGACCGUGACCCGACUUUGUAUCCAGAUGGGAAUGUCAUCGAGUGGCCUCGAGGUCCGACUAUUCAGCAGCCUCUCGAUGGGUUUACCGUAAGGCGAACUGGGGACCAGCCGACGAAAGUGCGCAUCAUAGUAUAUCUCGAGCAGACACCAGAGCGGUAUAAAGUGGCAUCAGACCUGGGCAACGUCUUGGGAAUCAAAGAGGAGAGUCGCAUUGGCAUAAUUCAGGCCAUGUGGAACUACAUCAAAAUACAUGGCCUGCAAGACAAAACAGAUCGCCGAAGAAUACGCGCUGACGAUUAUCUGAGACCGAUCUUUGGCGGAGAAGGCAUUAUGUUCCACCAACUGCCAGAGCUAGUCAAUCGAUAUUUGAUGCCUCCAGACCCUGUAAUUAUCUAUUACACCAUCAACCCAGCACAGAUACCCCCAGAGCGCCCUUCUGCCUGGGAUGUCGAAGUCAAGAUGGAGGACACGAGUUUGAAGAACCGCAUCAUGGUGACAGUACAAUCAAGUAAAGACAGCACGUCCGACCUCACCAAGUUGGAUGAUGAAAUUGCGCUGCUAUCACAAUCACUGCAUAACUCGCACACGAAGCGGCAAUUCCUUCAAAGUUUCGCCAGAGAUCCAGCUAAUUUCAUACAAACGUGGCUGGCAUCACAGUCUCGCGACUUGGAAAGUGUGCUUGGGAGCGGACCGAGUGAAGGUGCCACUAUUCGCGCGGAGGAGUUGCGUAGGAGUGAUUUCUUCAGGCUACCUUGGGUUGAGGAAGCUGUUGCUGUUCAUGAGGGAUUGCGCCUGGCAUCUCGAGGCAUGCAAUGAAGGUUAUAGAACUACGGUUCCUUGCUAUAUGUCGGCCUUGCUUUUGCAGUCUUAUCUUAUUCUAAUCGUUGCAUUGUUGUACUUACGUGUAUUUCGCCAAGAGCUUUUGAUGAUCAUUUCCCAUUUCAUGCUAGUAUACGCGACCUUAAUUUUUUUGACUCCAAAGUCAGACCACCCGAAAUGAAACAUGCGAUAAA
Molecule: messenger RNA, 1524 nt
Organism: Suillus plorans
Lineage: Eukaryota; Fungi; Basidiomycota; Agaricomycetes; Boletales; Suillaceae
Product: SWI/SNF complex 60 kDa subunit
Exons: 8
Coding region: 95-1327 (410 amino acids)
Biological process (GO): regulation of transcription by RNA polymerase II
Cellular component (GO): SWI/SNF complex; nucleus
Source: RefSeq, a predicted model, not a curated record